This is a messenger RNA of Trichomonas vaginalis G3, 336 nucleotides long. RefSeq lists its product as uncharacterized. The transcript has a single exon. NCBI's taxonomy places the organism in Eukaryota, Parabasalia, Trichomonadida, Trichomonadidae. The record is from RefSeq and is a predicted model, not a curated record. Bases 1 to 336 code for a protein of 111 amino acids.
AUGUCUAAAUCAUCAAGUGGAAGCGAAGAAGAAAGUUCAUCCACAGAAGAUGAUCCAAAUGGGAAUAUAAACCAAUCGACAAGAUACCUCCAAAGUUUAAAGAAUCAAUAUGAUGAAUUAGUUAAAGAAGGAGAAUUGGUCAAGAAAAGAAAAAUGCAAUACGCACAAUUUCGGGUUGAAUUAGACAGGCUAAUUGAUGAAAAAGGAAAACUAUUGAAAAAUCCAAAAACAUUACCAAAAAUACCAACAACCUCAAAAGAUAUUAACGAACUUCAGCUUCAAAAAUUCGAAAUUGUCGUUCCUGCUUAUAAAUACGAGCAAAUAUCAAUUAACUAG